This is a messenger RNA of Mollisia scopiformis, 1827 nucleotides long. RefSeq lists its product as uncharacterized. NCBI's taxonomy places the organism in Eukaryota, Fungi, Ascomycota, Leotiomycetes, Helotiales, Mollisiaceae. The record is from RefSeq and is a predicted model, not a curated record. The coding region runs from base 13 to 1827 and encodes 604 amino acids. The transcript has 3 exons.
CUCAGCAAAACGAUGACGAGUCCUCAAUUGCAAUGGGAACUAAAUCGGUCCCUGGACUCCAGCUUAUCUGUCGCUCGAGGUGUGAUACAAGCCUCAACAAGCGACAACGUUCAGACUCUUGCUUUAUUAGCAUGUGAACGAUUCGGAGCAACGCUGGCAAUAUGUCCCGAGACCUGUCGGAAAGUUGAAGCCCAAAUAAUUCUCCUCCAAACGCCAACUUCUGCAGUAGUCAGUUUCCUCAGUGCCGUGAUCGGAUACUCCAAGGAUGACUGUGCUUCGCAACUGGCACGUAGCCUGGCGGGUGUCCAAUUUAUAGCCCUAGCAACGGUCCUGCUCACGAUUGGAAGCUCAUACCAUGGUGGUGAAGCAUUAGCACACAUGCUACGAACAUCUGCGGCAGAUAAGACAUUAUUGCCGCCCGCCCGUCAAUUGAAAGAUCUUUUAGCAAGCAUUGAGCAUAAAUGUGUUCCGCUGAAGUUUCCCGACAUGGUCUCCGGGUGGUCCAAGAUUCUUUUGGAUUUUGCUACAACAACUCCUGAAGAUCGAACAUUCUGGAAAACCAACCAUUUUGUACCAAAUGCUGAAGGCAUAGGAGGACUAGUUGAUGCUUUCCGUCAAUUGAGCAGAGUGGGAAAUGCUGCGUCAAUCACGCUGAAGAUAGCUGGUUGUACAGCUUGGGUCGCAGCCUUUACCCAGUGGUGCCUGGGCGUUGCACCGUCCAUAUAUCUUGACAAUGGAAGAGCUAUCUUUGUGCAGCCAAAGAGCAAUGUCACUAUUAUUGCGAUCAAGGACACCAAAAGUUGUCCAGACCUCGAGAUUAAUUUUAGAAUGCUUAGUAUUGAGGCCUAUGGCCAAUUACUUCUUUGCCAAUGCGACUUGGAUUUCGGGAGUGCACACAGAGCUAUCACCCAUUCGCUUCCAUAUGCGAUGAAACAAAUCGUAUCGAUGCUUCGACUAUCGGUUCUCAAAAGUUUUGAUCGUGCUGUAGAGCUUCGUGAUUGGCAGCAUAAACAAAAACGCGCUAUUUAUGACGAGGUGUCUGAAGAAGCCACUAGGUUCGCAGCUUAUCCGUUUCCAAAGGACGUUACGAUUUCUAACAUUCUGUGCCGCAUGCUCGGCUUGUCUGACUCUCACGUAUCGAAUAAGCUGCCUCCUCUGGAAGAAGGAUUGAUGGUCACUGAUCUGCCACUUGUCAACUUUCAUGUAGAAAGUCUCAGACGGACCUGCCGAUGCAGAACAUGUUCCUCUACAGGCCUAAUGUUUGAAGCAUGCAAAACCGCGCUUUUCAUGGGUCAACUCUCGGAGUUCGCAGCAGAUGUUCUGCUCUUAUCUCUUUUUGAGUCCCCGGAGGCACUCCUUGUUUAUAACGGCAGCCACCGCAGAUCGGAUUUUAUUCAUGCUAUCCGUCUAAUACUCACCACCGGAAAACCAAAUACUGUACCGCUGACAGAAGUUCUCCGGGCAGCUCUGUCUUUGGUUGGGCAUGAGGUUACUGACGACCUGAAUCGCGACGUGUGGGUUCUAUCAUGUUAUAAGGGUCAAGCGACGUACCCAAAGCUCUUCGAAACACGUUGCCUCCAGGAUUCUGGAUAUCUGACUAUUUGUUGGGCCCCUGGCCUCCUGCGUUACGACGGAGAAGUCUACUCGAAAGUUAUUGGAGAUCGAGGUGCUGGCCAGACCCUCGAACGUCUCAGACCGAACGAUAUGGCCACCAAGGCUGUCAAUCUACCAAUAUAUCUAGUCCCAGACCAGCGUUUAGUGUGGCGUAUAGUUCGAGAUGACGGCUUUCUCAGAAUUAACGUCGGAAUCGAACCGACGAGCCACUAA